Messenger RNA from Bombyx mori (domestic silkworm), 2249 nucleotides. RefSeq lists its product as uncharacterized. Gene Ontology annotation, cellular component: membrane; neuronal cell body; axon. NCBI's taxonomy places the organism in Eukaryota, Metazoa, Arthropoda, Insecta, Lepidoptera, Bombycidae. The record is from RefSeq and is a predicted model, not a curated record. Bases 879 to 2123 code for a protein of 414 amino acids. The transcript has 2 exons. Gene Ontology annotation, biological process: chemosensory behavior; male courtship behavior; sensory perception of taste.
AACUGUCAAACUAUAACUAAAAAUUGCGCGCCAAAGUCUUGAGGCGCGAAAAUUUUUAUUUUGCAGACAAUUAUUUCCGACUUGAGGCCAGUGACCGUUUCAUCCACAAUAUUUUAGUCUCAUGGAGUUUACAAGCAAAGGUGAAUACAGAAAAAUAACAAUGUCUAAAACGAAAUGUCGAUUGCAAACUUUAGACUUUAAAAGCUAUAUAUCGGUACAUUCCUGAAUGGCAUGAUCAACACCUAGUGCAGUCAGACGCAGACAAGCUGCGCUUAAAUAGGUCAUUGCUAUUUAAAAAAUAACUAUCGCCUGUUUGGAAGGAUUGCAGUUGGUCUAGAGACCUUGCCACUUGACCAGGACGGAUGGGUGAGCUCGAGGACUCAGCGAAGAUGUGAAAGCUUGCGACUAUUGCGAGAACGCCCGCGGGGGGCCUAGCAUUUCAAGGAUAGGUGCUUCGCGAAUUCAUUUAAAACAGGAUCAGAAUCCCAACCCACUGAGGAGAUUCAGCGAGAGACUCAGCUGGCUGAUCUUAAGGUUCACGUCAAGCUUUUCGACUAGUUCGACGAGCCUAGUGACCUCGGUUUAAGUUGCUAUUGCAGUUACUUCCAACUGCACUAAAAUAAUUCAAGUACAUAACUCGAGCCAGUACAAAGGUAUUGAUUCAACGUUUCAUUAAGAAAGUCCAACGAUCGAUAAUAUAAUUUAAUAACACGAAAUCUAUCGCACUACACGCCGAUGAUUGCUUUAGAGGGACUUUUUGAUUAAUUUAAUGGAAACACAUUAUCGUUAUUAACAAUUGACUGGAAGCGCGUUAACAAUAUAGCGCCAUCAAAUCAUUAUAGACCUGGUUAACAUAUUGACGUGUAACUGUUUCAAAAAUGGCUCAAAUAAAAGAUGAAAAUCAAUCGAAGCAACAACAAAAAGAAAAUGAAACUCUGAACAAAAACAAGCUGAAGAAAGUCGUGUAUACAUUAAAACCAGCUUUGAUGCUGGAGAACUGGUUCGGGUUGUUCAGAUUUUCUAUAGUUAACGAAGAAGAACUAGUACCUCCUAAUGCAAAACUGAAAAUAUUCGGAGUGAUUCUUUCGAUAUUCUUUAUUGUAAUGUUUGCGGUUUUUGUUGACUUUCCCGAUACGGAAACAGAAAGCAUAAUGGAGUUAAUGGACGAGGUACCAUCUAUGGUGGUUCUGUCCCAGUAUUUUAUUGCCUCGAUCACCACGUCAUCUUGCCUUAGCGCGAUAGCUAUUCGCAUUUUUGAAACUUUCGCCGAUCUCGAUUCCAUGCUCCUCAUUACAACCACCCAAGACUUUUACAAUAAGUCCCGGUAUCAAACGAAUAAAUAUUUAAUAAUUUUGGGUGUGUCUCACAUAAUCAGCAGUACACUGGAUCUAUUGACCGACGACGAGAUAGUGUGGUGCAAAUUUUUCGUCCUACCUAUUUAUUUCUUACAGAAACUGGAAGUUCUGACUUUCUGUAAACUAAUAGUCAUGAUUCAAUGUAGACUUCAAAUAAUCAAUAAAUACCUAACAAAUUUCAUUGAAGAACAAGAGAAAAACAAAGCCUUAGUGUUUACUUUAGCAGAAUCGAAUCCAAAGAAAACUGACAAAUUCAACUGGAUCGGGUGUCCAUCCCCGAACAACAUGAAAAUACGUGAUCUGGCCACUAUGUACGAUGUUAUUGGAACUAUAUGCUCAUUAAUCAAUGAUUUAUUUAACAUACAAAUCUUCAUGACUCUAGUUUCUACCUUCACGUAUAUCGUGAUAGCGAUUUGGAGCACUUUAUAUUUUUACAGAGCUCCUAACUUCACCUUCGGAACAUUAACAACGAUUAUAAUUUGGUGUAUUACAAUAAUACUCAGUGUUGUCGUUAUGUCAUUUGUUUGUGAAAGACUUGUGUCUGUCCGUAACAACACUAAAAUUCUUGUGAACAAAGUGAUUAUGAAUUACGACCUACCCAAAACUAUGAGGGUUCAAGCCAAAGCAUUCAUGGAAUUGAUUGAGUCUUGGCCUCUUAAAAUUAUGGUUUAUGACAUGUUCUCGGUCGAUAUAAGCUUGAUGCUCAAGUUUAUCAGUGUCGCUACAACAUAUCUAAUAGUGAUUAUUCAACUCUCUCAUUUUGUCUAAAUCUGUAUUAUUAUCAGCAAAUAAGAUUUCUAAAUAUUGGCGUAUACAAAUUGAAAUGCAAAAAAUAAUGUUUGUAGGUUUGUAUGUAUCAAUCAAUAAAAUUAACAAAUAAAUCAUUCGAAUUUA